Argiope bruennichi is the source of this 1906-nucleotide messenger RNA. RefSeq names its product beta-1,4-mannosyl-glycoprotein 4-beta-N-acetylglucosaminyltransferase-like. The transcript is spliced from 3 exons. NCBI's taxonomy places the organism in Eukaryota, Metazoa, Arthropoda, Arachnida, Araneae, Araneidae. The record is from RefSeq and is a predicted model, not a curated record. Gene Ontology annotation, molecular function: beta-1,4-mannosylglycoprotein 4-beta-N-acetylglucosaminyltransferase activity. Gene Ontology annotation, cellular component: membrane. The coding region runs from base 414 to 1733 and encodes 439 amino acids. Gene Ontology annotation, biological process: N-acetylglucosamine metabolic process; protein N-linked glycosylation.
UACUGCAUUUAUUUUUAUUGCUUUGCUUUAAACGCUACCUUCAAAACAAAACGAUACUUUACCGUAUGGAGUAAAAAGUAACCACUUAAGAAUUUGCCGCCUCUGCUUUAUUAUACAUUUGAAACAUUUUAAGUAUCCACUAAAGAGUAAACGGUAUUAAAGUCCGUGAAGUUUUUUUUUAUUUUCAAUGCAAAAUAAAGCUUUACCCGCAUGCAAAACUGAGGCAGAUGCAUUUUUUACAUUCAAGUUUUGAUACAAAUUUUCAAACAUUACUUAUAUUUUAUAUAAAGAUACGAAUAUAUUGAAAGCGAGUUUUACAUGUAGUGAGUUAACGACGCUUGCCAGCAAGUAUGAGCCAGUCACUCAAAUGAGUGAAGGAAAAGUAAGACAUUUACAACCAAAGGAAGAAAGGAAUGAAGGAAAAAGAAGAAAAGUGUUCAAGCUGUUGGCCUUGUGCACUGAGAUUAAACAAGAAAUUGCUAUUUAUUUUUGUUGCAAUUAACAUUACUUUUUGGUUUAUUUAUUAUAACGGUUGCUGUUCAUCCUUUUUGCAAAAGAAAACUAAGAAGAAUCACGCCAAGCCUGCUAUACAAUCACCGAUAUAUAAUGUUCCUCUUUUCCAUAUUCCACUUCUCAAUGAUGUUGAUAUGGGAACAUUUUAUCUAGAAAUUAAAUCUAAUAUUUGGUGCUUAAAACUCGGUACUGAAUUAACUAAGUCUCAAAAGGAAGGAAAAUGUGUGUGUAUGGAGAAUUGGUUUGGAUUAGACUGCGGUAUUCCUGCAGCUGCAUGGAAAUCUGGUUUCCUACAGGAAGGGAAAAACAACAAUGUUGAAAUAAGGCGACGGCGGAAACCUCGUCGUAUAGUAGUUUUAUAUGCUGUUGACGAUCAAUCGGACUUGUUGGAGAUAAACAUCCACAAUGCGUUUUUGUUCAUAGAUGUUGCUUUGACGAUUGAGGGGAAAGGUCACGAUCCUUCUGUACUUAAUCUUGUUAAAGAUGGAUAUUUGGCUGAGUAUCAGAACAAAAUAAUACCCAUACAGUUGAACAGAAGUUAUGUUGUCGAAAAGGAAGAUCAAUGGUCUGUCUUUAUGUUAACAGAAUUAUGGAAAGUUGUUUGGAAAAGACUUGCAGAUUUCCGUCCUGAUGAUAUAUUCCUUUUUUCACAUGUAUCAUCUGUAAUAUCAAAAGAUGUGUUACUAUUUUUAAAACUUUAUGACGGUUAUCCAGAGCCAUUCUUUUUUGAGCUUAGGCCUUUAUUAUUUAAGUUUUGGAGGCAAAUGAAAAGCAAUAGUACAGACGCCAAGUUUGUGCCUUUCAAACCACGAGGAUGCACUUUUCAGUACAUUGCUUCUCUCUGUGAUUAUGAAGUUUCAAAUUUUUUUUCAAAUAUUUGUUACGCUGAUUUGGAGCGCAACAAGCGCUUUGCAAAGAACUAUUGGUCUCCAUCCGGUUGGGUUUUAGGUAAUUCAUUUACGCCUAGUGGUUGGCAGUGUAAUUUAUGUUGCAAUAAUGAAUGCAUUAAAAAAAAUAUUAACGAGUAUCGCAAAAAUGGUAGCACUUCCUUACCGUUACGGUAUUUCCUUGGAAACACGUCUGUGAUGGAACAUUUUAUUGAGAAAAGUGAUUUAUUUAACAGCAAAGAUCUGUUUUUUGAAGUAGUUCCUAACAACGAUCCUUUUUUUGCUCCUAGUAUUGUGCUAAGCAAUCGCAGGUAUUCUCAUCUUAUUGAUUAACAUUUAUCGCUUGUAACUAAAAAGUUAAUUUCUUUCAUUGUGUAUUUGUUUUCAUCUUGUUGUUUGUUAUUAUAUUUAAGAGUACGUCGGUUAUAAAAAUUUGUUAUAUUUAUUAUGCAUUAUAUAUCGUUUUGUAUUUUUAUGAGCAAUAUUUUAUGAUUGCUGUUACGUGC